GCGUCUAGGAGUGGGGCUAAUGGGCAGAGCCUCGGGGCUUCCAGGGAGGAUGCUCAGCCACAAAGAGCGGCUCGCGCGCCGGCCUGCGCUCUAGGCGAGGAGACGGGGAAGUCCGCCUCGGGCGCGCCCCUCGGAGGACCGGGCCAACAUGCCUGUGCGCAGGGGGCAUGUGGCACCGCAAAACACAUUUCUGGGGACCAUCAUACGGAAAUUUGAAGGGCAAAAUAAAAAAUUUAUCAUCGCAAAUGCCAGAGUGCAAAACUGUGCCAUCAUCUACUGCAACGAUGGUUUCUGCGAGAUGACUGGUUUCUCCAGGCCAGAUGUCAUGCAAAAGCCGUGCACCUGCGACUUUCUCCAUGGGCCUGAGACCAAGAGGCAUGAUAUUGCCCAAAUUGCCCAAGCAUUGCUGGGGUCAGAGGAGAGGAAAGUGGAGGUCACCUACUAUCACAAAAAUGGGUCCACUUUCAUUUGUAACACUCACAUAAUUCCAGUGAAAAACCAAGAGGGCGUGGCUAUGAUGUUCAUCAUUAAUUUUGAAUAUGUGACAGAUGAGGAAAACGCUGCCUCCCCAGAGAGGGUAAACCCAAUAUUACCAGUCAAAACUGUAAACCGGAAACUUUUUGGGUUCAAAUUCCCUGCUCUGAGAGUUCUCACUUACAGAAAGCAGUCUUUGCCACAAGAAGACCCUGAUGUGGUAGUAAUCGACUCAUCUAAACAGAGUGAUGAUUCAGUAGCCAUGAAGCACUUCAAGUCUCCUACAAAAGAGAGCUGCAGCCCCUCAGAAGCAGAUGAUACAAAAGCCUUGAUACAGCCCAGCAAAUGUUCCCCUUUGGUGAAUAUAUCUGGACCUCUUGACCAUUCCUCUCCCAAAAGGCAAUGGGACCGACUCUAUCCCGACAUGCUGCAGUCAAGUACCCAGCUGACUCACUCCAGAUCAAAAGAAAGCAUUUGUAGUAUACGGAGGGCUUCUUCAGUUCAUGACAUAGAAGGAUUCAGUGUUCACCCCAAGAACAUAUUUAGAGACCGACAUGCCAGUGAAGACAAUGGUCGCAAUGUCAAAGGGCCUUUUAAUCAUAUCAAGUCAAGCCUCCUGGGAUCCACAUCAGAUUCAAAUCUCAACAAAUACAGCACCAUUAACAAGAUUCCACAGCUUACGUUGAAUUUCUCAGAUGUCAAAACUGAAAAAAAGAAUGCAUCCCCUCCUUCUUCAGAUAAAACCAUUAUUGCACCCAAGGUUAAAGAUCGAACACACAAUGUGACAGAGAAAGUCACCCAGGUUCUCUCUUUAGGAGCAGAUGUCCUGCCAGAGUAUAAACUGCAGACCCCACGCAUCAACAAGUUUACAAUAUUGCACUACAGCCCCUUCAAGGCUGUCUGGGAUUGGCUUAUUCUGCUAUUGGUCAUAUACACUGCUAUAUUCACGCCCUACUCCGCAGCCUUUCUCCUCAAUGACAGAGAAGAACAGAAAAGACGAGAAUGUGGCUAUUCUUGUAGCCCUUUGAAUGUGGUGGACUUGAUUGUGGAUAUUAUGUUCAUCAUAGAUAUUCUAAUAAACUUCAGAACAACAUAUGUAAAUCAGAAUGAAGAAGUGGUAAGUGAUCCAGCCAAAAUAGCAAUACACUACUUCAAAGGCUGGUUCCUGAUCGAUAUGGUUGCAGCAAUUCCUUUUGACUUGCUGAUUUUUGGAUCUGGUUCUGAUGAGACAACAACAUUAAUCGGUCUUCUGAAAACAGCUCGACUCCUUCGUCUUGUGCGAGUGGCCCGGAAACUUGAUCGAUAUUCAGAAUAUGGAGCUGCUGUUCUAAUGCUCUUAAUGUGCAUAUUUGCCCUGAUAGCUCACUGGCUGGCUUGCAUUUGGUAUGCAAUUGGAAAUGUAGAAAGGCCCUACCUGACUGACAAAAUUGGAUGGUUGGAUUCGUUGGGACAACAAAUUGGGAAACGUUACAAUGACAGUGACUCAAGUUCUGGACCAUCCAUUAAAGACAAAUACGUCACUGCACUUUAUUUUACCUUCAGCAGUUUAACCAGUGUAGGAUUUGGGAACGUGUCUCCUAACACCAAUUCGGAGAAAAUCUUUUCAAUCUGUGUCAUGUUGAUCGGCUCACUAAUGUAUGCAAGCAUUUUUGGGAAUGUAUCUGCAAUUAUCCAAAGGCUAUACUCGGGAACUGCCAGGUACCACAUGCAGAUGCUUCGAGUAAAAGAGUUCAUUCGCUUUCACCAAAUCCCCAACCCCCUGAGGCAACGGCUUGAAGAAUAUUUCCAGCACGCAUGGACGUACACCAAUGGCAUUGACAUGAACAUGGUCCUAAAGGGCUUCCCAGAAUGUUUACAAGCUGACAUUUGUCUACAUCUCAACCAGACUUUGCUGCAAAACUGCAAAGCCUUUCGGGGGGCGAGUAAAGGUUGCCUUAGAGCUUUGGCAAUGAAGUUCAAGACAACCCAUGCACCUCCAGGAGACACCCUGGUUCACUGUGGGGAUGUCCUCACUGCACUUUAUUUCCUAUCCAGAGGCUCCAUUGAAAUCCUCAAAGAUGACAUUGUGGUAGCUAUUCUGGGAAAAAACGAUAUCUUUGGAGAAAUGGUUCAUCUUUAUGCUAAACCGGGGAAGUCUAAUGCGGAUGUGAGAGCUCUUACAUACUGUGACUUGCAUAAGAUCCAGAGAGAAGACUUGCUAGAAGUUCUGGAUAUGUAUCCUGAGUUUUCCGAUCACUUUCUCACAAAUCUAGAGUUGACUUUUAACCUAAGACAUGAGAGUGCAAAGGCUGAUCUCUUACUACGAUCACAGUCCGUGAAUGAUUCUGAAGGAGACAACUGUAAACUACGAAGAAGGAAAUUCUCAUUCGAUAGUGAAGGAGAUAAAGAUUUUGGCAAAGGGAACAGUACGAAUGGUCCUGAAGACUCUAUAGAUACCAUAAGACAUUAUCAGAGUUCCAAGAAACACUUUGAAGAGAAAAAAAGCAGAUCUUCAUCUUUCAUCUCCUCCAUUGAUGAUGAACAAAAGCCUCUCUUCUCAGGAAUAGUAGAUUCUCCUCCAGGAAUGGGGAAAGCAGCUGGACUCAAUUUUGUGGAAGGAGGGCCCACCUCAGGAAGAAUUCACAUAGAUAAAAGAAGUCAGUCUUGCAAAGAUAUUGCUGACACAGGAAGCUGGGAACGAGAAAAUGCACAGACUGGGGCUGAGGAGUCUAGUCCCUCAGGACUUCAGCGAGCUGCCUGGGGGAUCUCUGAAACCGAAAGUGACCUCACUUAUGGGGAAGUGGAGCAAAGAUUAGAUUUGCUUCAAGAACAACUUAACAGACUUGAAUCCCAAAUGACUGCUGACAUCCAGACCAUCUUACAGUUGCUACAGAAACAAACCACCGUGGUCCCCCCAGCCUACAGCAUGGUAACUGCUGGAGCCGAGUAUCAGAGACCGGUCAUCCGCCUGAUGAGAACCAGCCCCCCCGCAGCAUCCAUCAAGACGGACCGAAGUUUCAGUCCUUCCUCACAAUGUCCUGAAUUUCUAGACCUUGAAAAAUCUAAACUUAAAUCCAAAGAAUCCCUCUCAAGUGGGGUGCAUCUGAACACAGCUUCAGAAGACAACUUGACUUCACUUUUAAAACAAGACAAUGAUCUCUCUUUAGAGCUUCACCCUCGGCAAAGAAAAACUUACCUUCAUCCAAUUAGGCAUCCUUCUUUGACAGAUUCAUCCCUAAGCACUGUAGGAAUCUUGGGUCUUCAUAGGCAUGUUUCUGAUCCUGGUCUUCCAGGGAAAUAAUCAUUUUGUACUAUUUACUCACAUACAAUGUAAGUGCUUUUAAUGGCUGUUUUCCUUUUUUUGUAUUUAAAUCCUCUCUACUUGACUCAGGGGCUCACAAGUUACCAUUAUAUGCAAAAGUACUGUAUAUUUUCCUAAAUUGAAGCUUGUAAGGUAAAAUUGAGCAAUUAGGAUGUAAAUAUACAUAUGAACUCUUUUGUUCCAAAUGUUAAAACUGCCAGCAUCUCAAGGCAUCUUAUUAUUAUUUUUUUUAAAUCAUGUGCAUGUUAGGAAACUCCAAUUUCUCUUGCAUGGAGACUCCUACUUACUACUUUUACUACCCCAGUAUUUUGUUAUGAAAAUGCCUUCCAAGCAAGUAAGAAACCAAGGAAUAACAUUGCUCAUGGAUGCAAAUCAGAUGAUCCUCAACUCAUGGAAGUUCCAGGGGGAGAAAAGGAGCUUAGUCACUUUGAGAACAGAUAGAUACCCUUCUGUAUCAACAUGUUUCUAGUUACAUUCAUGUCACCACACUGAAAAAAAAAAAAAAGUUUUAGAGUUCUAAAUCUCUGAUCACGUAGGGAGUCAUCUCCUAAUACACGAAUAUAGGCCAGCUUUAAUGAGGACAAAAAGGCCUUUCUAUUUAAAAUUCUGUCUCUAACUUAAUUUACAAACUACCUAAAAUAUUUCGCACUGGCACAUUUCCUUGAACAUUUAGAAACAAGUUUUUCGUCAUUUUUCUUUCUUUUUUUUUUUGUGAGGUGGGGAGGGAGUCUUCUCAAGAACUGCUAAAGCAUGAGUGACGUACACAGCUUUGCUCUGAUUCAUAUUUUAGUGCAAUCCUGAACUGGAUCAAAAGAGUGAACGCACAUAGAUCUUUUUAAAAAAUGUGCAACCUAGUGGAUGUGCAUGGUAAAACUAGCUUCCAUGUUGUUCCAUGGUUUUCUUAUCCCAGCUGUGGAAAACCCAUGUGCUUUUACCUGCCGGUAAAGAAAAAAACACACCAGCAGUAAAAUUUCAGUUUUGUUCAGUUAUUCAAACACGUAUGAAAAUGUAUUAUUUAUCAUUGGGAUCAAUAUAUUUGAGCCCCAGAAUAUCAGAACAUAUGAUGGAAUGUAUGUCAGUGUCUUUAACUGUUCGAUUUUUUUGGAGGGAGGAUAUGCCUCUCAGAAAAUUGAGAUAUGGAAAAAAAUUGCAAGAAUCCGAUUUGUCAAUUUUUAGUCAAGUUUUAUUUCUCAAUUCAUCUGAGUACAAUUUUAAACUUCUUAUGGGCUUGCUCAUUAUAUCCUGCCCUAACAAAAUUUUGAAAUUCUUGCAAGUUUCUUCAUUCUUUAAUAAUUCUUAUACUCGCAUAUAUUUUUAAAGAUAUUAUAUCUGUGCGCAUUAUUAAAUGGAUUAAUUUCUAUCCCAAGGGAUAGAAAUCUAAUCUGUUGACUUACUUUCACCUCUGACACUAAUAGUUUCAAAUAUAAGCAACUCAUUUACAUUUACAAAGCGGUUGCACUAUUUAAAAUAUGAUUAAAGUGACCUUAAGUUGCUCCCUAUGCAAUUUUAAAUGGUCACAUGUGUGGGAGGCAGUCUGUAGGCAUGAGCAAAUUCGUAUCCCUGCUAAACAUUUGAAAAAGCAAAACAAGUAUGUAUGGCAAAAUGAUCAGUCCAUUCGAUAAAAAACAGAACAACUUAAGCUAGCUUCCCAAACCAUGUGGUGUUGAUGUAGUUACACAUGUAGGGACUAACUGAUGCUUUCCUUCUUUGAUUCAACAAACACUUGUGUGUGCCUAGCAGGGGGAAAGAAAUGGCUAACUUGGAUUCAGAGGACUAUUUAGGGAUUUUAUAUCCAUUUUUAGGCACAUUUUUGCAGCUGCAACAAAUUCCAUAAGGAUUGCCAGCCUAAGCUCCAGGGAAAUUCAGAAUGAAUUUAUCAGAGACUGUUCAUCUGUAGGGAGCGAGGAUUUGGAGCUGAGGAAUUUAAUCCUGAUUGUUGGAUUAGUGAAUGCUUCAGCGGCAACAUUAGUAUGACAUGUGUAAAAUUCAGCAUUCCAUGUAAAGCCUUCAUACUUCUCUAUAAAAACUAAGCAUGAAGGCAUGGGAAGAUGAGGAAUAGUGUACAAGUAUUCAGCUUGUUUAAAUUCUAGCAUAACACAAACUUUUUUCCUCUAAAUUCCUUGACAUAAAAGAAUUGCUUGAUAUUACACUCUAAGUCUCAGAGAAUUAGACAGGAUUAAGAAGGUCCCCUCUUAUAGGAUCCUAGCAUACAAAGAACCUAAACAAUUUAAAGAUGUAGUUAGUGAGACAGAAAUGUCAGAGGCUCAAUGGUUAAAAUGACUUAUGGAUGACCAAAGCAAUUCUCUGUAGUUACAAAAUCCAUCUCCUUGUCCAAGCCAGAGGUCUAAUGCCUAAAGUCAUUGUCACUUUUCCCUUGGGCUGUAGCAAACAAUCUGAUCCCUUCAUGUGGGAAUCCUCCCGAAAGGCAGGAUUAAGGCUACAGCCCAUUAUAGCAGUAUAGCAGUGCUCUCCUUCUAGGUAAUUAGAAACACUAACAAAACUCCUUUUGUUUCCAACUAAAAUCUUUACCUGGUUCCCAAGCCUAAAUAAAAUGCCAUCUAAAAUCUGAAGUUACCUGAGUGACAAAUUUUCCCACUGUUAUUAAUUGCUGGGCAGAGAGCUGGAAGUAUCAUUUAACCCCAUAGGGGAGUCCCAUGUUCUAAUUAGUUGAUAAGGAAACUACAGAUGAAAAAUGCUGAAGCAAUGUCCUUGCAGGAUUUUUAAAUUAAUAAUCACUCAUUCAACCAACAUGAGAAGGCAGAGGCAAAUUUGGGAUAGCCUAGUUUUUUAGGUCCAUGAUAACGGAUUGGUCAUCAGAGAUGAAUCCUCCCACUGUCCCAGUCAGAAGAUAUGGAAACUACUUGGUGUGAGGUUGAGUACGUAUGUAUGAGAGUUGCUUACAGAUCUUUUUUGAAGUUUUAUCUUUAGCAAUGGUUCCAAAAUGCCUAAAAGAACAAUGUCCUUAACUAAACGUUUUAAAAUUCCCAUCAUAUAUUAUCAAAGGUUAAAAUUUAGCACCUCAUCAGCAUAUCUAAAAUAAUCAUUCUUACAGCAUCUUUCCUUUGAAGGCUUUUCAUGGUUAAAAAAAGAGAGAAAAUGUAGUAGAUCUAGUUAUUAAAAAUGAAUCACAGCACCGACUAAUUUAUAAUACAGUAGUCUUUAAACUGCUUAUUUGUGGUUAAAACGAAAAGUAGAUCAAUAUAUUUGAGUAGAUUUCUUAUUGCAAAUCAAAAUUUUUAUAAAUUACAAAAAACUUCAAAUGUUAUUAGAUUUCUAAUCAUAUUUUUGCAGUACAACAAAUGUGUCUGUCAUGUGAGUUAGAGGCACUUGGAAGACAAGCUGGUCUUCACAUGUAGUCCUAGAAUAGCAGUACUAACACCUUCGGGGAACAUGCUACAAAUGGAUAUUGUUGGGCCCUACCCAGACCUACUGAGUCAGAAACUCCAGGGGUGGGACCUGGCAAUAAUCUUUUAACAAGUUCUCCCCUAUAUCAUCCUAGUAAACAUAAGAACUUUGAGAAUCAUCAAUGUAGAGCAUGGGCUCUGCAGUCAGACCAACAUGGGUCUCAGGAUGAGUUCUUUCAUUAAUAGCUGUGUGACCCUGACCAAUUUAAUAAGGUCCCUGAGUCCUUUUCCUGAAUUUGUAAAAAUGAGAUACCUGUCUCAAGAAACUUAAGGAAGAAAUGAGAGAACAUGUAGUAAAGUGCCUGGCACAAAGUAGGUGCCCCCAAAACUCUAGACUCUUUGAUUCUCAUCUAGGAACAUGAUAUUAAAAACAAUCAGGAAAACAAAUUAGCUUUUAUGUAAUGUGCUAUAUGUCUCCAGCUAAAUAGCCAUUACCAAGACUGAGGUUUUUGAUUCAGAACACACAAGUGUAGUUAUUUUCUCCAAUUGUAUUUUGCACUAUUAGGUUUAUAGCUUUAAAGUAAUACUUACUAUUUAUAAUAACAGCGAGAGUAUGAAUGUCAUUGUUACAAACCUAUCUACCCUGAAUCAGUGUGAAAUGCCAGGUAUGCAAGGUGAUCUGUGAAUUCAGUACUAGUAGAAUGUGGUCUGUAAAGACUAGCUCACCGGGAAAGCCUCUCUUUAGAUCCACGAUAUAGUUCCCACAUGGAUAUUGGAAAAUGCAUUUUCAAAACACACUCUUAAAGGAAAGUACACUUUUUUUUUUCUUCAGAAAAACAGAAUUGAUAGUUGUAGUGGUUCUUUGCAGGCAUCUAGGCCCACACUGCCAUGCACAGAUACGUCAGGCAGCCAGCCUAAGUCCAGUGUGCAGUGGUAGAAAUGGCAAGACUCAAUGUGGUACACCUGAAUUAAAAUCCUACCUUCUCCACUUACUUUCAAGACAAACUCUCAGUGAGCCAGGAGCCAAAACUAUAGAGGGACAGUCUUAAAUAUCUUGAGAGGUGUUGAGGAGCCUCUGAAGCAUAUAUGUGGAAGUGCCCUGUACACCAUUAAGCACCAUGUAAGGGUAAGGUCAUUAUGUAACACGUGUAUCAUUACAAUACGGUGCUAUUAUGGUGGAAAUGCCAUAGCAUGACCUAGGUCUUCUGAAAUCCUCCCAUGGCGCUUUCCUCUACCCGACAGCAUUUUCACUCUGUGACAAAAAUCUCUAGUGAUUCUCACAGCACUCUCAAAGACCCAGUUAGUCAGAGAAGGAGAACACCAGUGCUAGGGAUGCUACCACAGCAUCCCAGGAUUUGUCAAAUCUUGCCCUUGUCCAAUACCGAUAGCAUUAUAUGUUUGCGUUGCAAUUGUCUUCUAGGUAUGCAAUAGCUUCCCCCUCCCUCCCUCCUAACUUCUUAAGGGUUCUCAUUCAACGCUACUUUCUCUGGCUUCCAUUUAACUUACAAUGAAGUGAUGUUAACAUUUUAAAAACUAAAAGGAUGUUUUAAAAUGCUCUAUAAAGUAUUAGUUGUUGUGACUGAUCAGUGCCUGAGCUUAGAUUCAUUACAGGUUGUGGUACAAAUACACCUUACUCUAAGAAUAUGCAAUACAGAAGAGAAAAUUCACAGGAAGACAUGAAUUAUUAAUGAUUGACGGCAUGAAAAGAAAGCAUUGCAAGGCUUAUUUAUAUAAACUAUUAAGCAGAGGUGGAGAAAGAUGACUAAUAAGUUAUUUAAAACUAAUACAUUAUUACUAUGAAUAGACAGAUAACAUAUUUAUAGGAAUGCAAUGUUAAGAACACAGAACUAUACAAUUGACCAAUUUCAUUCUUCUAGCAAUCAUAAUCAAACUUUUAAAUGAGAGUAGCAAGUAUUAUAGAAAUGCUCCCAAUAAAAUAUUUUUAUUAUGAGAAGUGGCAAAAUUAGCAUGGUUAUUCUUGAAGAGCUAAUGUCAAAACAGCUGAAUUCCUAAAUUGUAGUCAUGACGUUUGUUACUUCCAUUAGUUAAUUUAAGAGAUACAAAAUAAUUUGGUACACAUACGGUUUUAUAGCACUGUAUGUUUAACCUGUAUUUUUUAUACUUCCCUUGUGCAUACUGCUUUUAGAUUGAACAUAAUCAUACCUGUUAGCAUUUAAACCAUAUCUUUUUUUUUGUACUCAUGUUAUAUUAAGUAUUUUGAUUACAUGUUAGAAAAUUCCACACCAUUUCAUCAUCCUUAUUUAUUUAGGAGUAAAAUUCAAGGAUCAGUACUAUCUUAUAAUUACCUCCUCUGUAGUUUCUUCAAAAUGCCUCUACAAUUACAACACUGAAAUUAUAUGACACCCUUUUCCCCAAAUAUUAAAAAAAUAAACAUACUGAGGAAUCCCUAGUUUUCAUCUCCUAGGCACCCGAUUUUAAUGAAAGACACAUUUACCUGCUUUUAGCUGAAAUUUGCAUUCUAUGAUUUUAGAUAGGAAAAUGUACAUCAGAAUGUUUGCCAGUUGAGUACAUUUCAAAAAAUGUGUGUUAUCACAUGAAAAUUUCCGUCAUCUGAUACAAAGAAGCUCACUCACAUUGGUUAAGUAGUAAGUACCUUGGAAUGCUUUAAACGUAAUGAAACAUUCUACCAAAACAUUCUUUUUCCUUGUCUUUAUGCACAUAAUGUAGCAUGAAAUCAUGAUGCUUUUGAAAUAAUCUGUGCAGAAAUAUUUAUUUUUUAGCAAAUAUUUUCUUCAAAGAUUGGUAUGUGGUAUUGACAGUGUAAUCUACUUGCACAACUAGUUUUGCAAUAACCUACAAGUAACUGUAAAUAAGAAAAAUGUAAAUUUCAUGUAAAAAUGGUUGCAAAUUUUUGGUAGCUAAAAGUGUACAAGUUGUAUUGAAAAUAUAGUAUAUAUACAUAAUUUAAGAAUGAAGCAUAUAAUUUCUGAUCUAUUUAUAUGAAAAUUCAAGAAUUUGUAAAAGAAAUUAUUUUGGGGAAAAGAAAGUAAAUCUCAUUAGCUAGUUAGAAUACUUUUAUUAGAGAAGCCAACUAUUUCCAACAUUUUACUAGGCAUAGUGCUAGAUAUAGGCAUGGUGGUGCUGAUGUAUUUCAUGAAAUCUCAUAAUUGUAACAGUGCUACUACAGUUUUACUGAGUUCCACUGGGGCAUCAGUAAACUGGAUUGAAUGGUAAAAAGCAGUAAAUCUAAAAUUAAAGAAACAUAAAAACACUUCUUAUUGGCUAUCAAGAACAUAAUGGUAAUUUACUGAAACAUUUAUGUUUCACGACUUAAGAUUUCCGAUAACUAAGCAGGCUUCAAAUUACAUGGGACAUAAAUUUUGUAUAAUGUGUACAUGAUUCAUUUUUUUCACCGAGAAUGGAAAAUCCAGAUAAUAUUAUUUUCAUUUGCCUAAGUUUCAUAUACACUUAAUUUCUAACCCCCUCAGAAUCGUUUAUCUGUUAUUUUAUUUUUUUUUGAAAAUCCAACUAUCUUCAGAGAAAUCUUUUCAAUAAAAUGUGUUGGUCAUAAUGUGGCAUUUUCUAAACUAAAGGCUAUUUGGUCCUUUUAAUGGCUAAGAUUCCCCACCAUUCAUUUUUUUCAGGUUUAAAAACCCAAGAGAACAUUUCCCUAUUUAAUAAAUGAAAAACCAAAUCAAAUAUAGAUUAGCAGAAAGCAAUAUACUGGUAUCUUUAAGUGAGGUUGAUUAGAAAAUGAGAAUCAAAGAUCAAAGUAUGAAUAAGCUAAUAAUUUAACAACUUAAAAUCUCUUGCCGUAAGAUAAAUUUGGGGGUGACGCAUUUAGAUAGCUUUGGGAAAUUAAAUAUCCAUCUAAAAGUUCAGCUAAUCCUAAUUUUUUUUAAAUGGCCUAUCAUUUUCAAAAGAAUAUGGAUCUUUAUUUAGUAUGUUUCUGGAACAUUCAUACCUGUUCAGGUUACCCUCUGAAAUUCCAGUGAUCACAGCAAGAUAAGUGAUUAAAUACAGCCAGCUAAAAUGCCAAUGACUGCAUGUAUCUAUAAAGUACAUAUUUAUAUUUUCAUGCUUAAGGGAAAAUGUUGGGACACCCCCCCCCACACACACAUGCAUACAAUGUAUCUGAAGAUACUAAUUCCUGGCAUACUUGUGUCUGAAUAUAGCUAUUAAAUGACAUAGCCCAAUUCUCAUUUUCUGUAAGCUUUCCAAAUGGCCAGCAUCUCUGACACUGUGGAAGGGGCACACCUGGAAAUAAAAGUAGCACAUCGGCAAUGACCCUCUUCAUCCCCUAACUGUAUGGCACAUCAUAGUAAUGUAGGAGUGCUGCCAAUGUCUACUUGCUGUAUAUUCAGAUACACAAAAGCACAUUUGAGUUUUGAAUGCUCGCAAAAUAAUACACAAAGCUGCAAAUUACCAAGCUACCUGGGUAAAAGGAAUAUUAAGUAAUAUAAGGUUCUUUUCUUCAUAUGCCAGUAAAAUAUGUUUUUUAAAACAAGUAGAAAAAGACAUGGCAAGAAACACUUAAAAGCACAGAUUUCCCAGCAUCCAAAUAAUGAGUUGAUAGUGAGUCAGAAAUUUUUCAUUAAGUAUCCUAGUGUUUUGCUGGAAAGUAGUUUUGUGCUCAGUUUUCUAAAUUACAGGAAAAAAUUAACUUAAUAUAUGGACAUAUGUGAUGUUAUAACCUUAUUCUAGUCUACAAAUUGCCUAAACAGUAUUCGUUUAAAAUCCUCUCUGCAUUCAUCACUAUACCAGAAGCUCUAAAUAUUUGUUUUUUUCUUUGUAUCAUCUAAUUUUAUUAUAAAGUCUAGACAUAUUCUUAGGUGAUAGCUUAGCAUAGUACAUUUAUUUCAAAGUACUUACAAGACCAAAAAAAAUGUGAUUUUUAAAUACAAGUUUCAAAGUACUAAAAUACCUGUGGUUGUAUUUUAAAAUUUAAGAGAAAAAAAAUCCUAACCUGAAAGCAGUCUUGGAUUUUUACUCACUAAAUAUAAUUAUCAGACUUUCACAAAUGUAUUCCUACUAAGUUCCCAGAAAAGUGUUACAAAUAGGAGAAAACAUAUCAUCUAUGAAUCUGUCGAUCAUAAAACGACAAAAGAAAAGCACAUUUCUGACAAACAGUAUGUAUUUAGUUUGUCCAGUUUAGUAAUGCCAGAAGAGUACAGUGAACUUGAUUUGUAUAUUUUACUUAAAUUGAUUUUUUUGUCACUUUUUAAAUUGCACAGACUUUCAACUACAUUAAUAAAUUCUACUUUCUUCCAGGGUGAAUACCUUUUCUGGAAAUAAACAUAUCGUUUGACAUUUUUAAAUUACUUUUUGUUUCUGAAUGCAUGCCUAAAUAGAUCAAAUGAGCACCGUCCUUGAAAUUACACUUAAAGUGGACCAAAUUAAGAUUCCAAUAGUAUUGAUUUCCCCUUGAUGUAAUUUAACAUGUGUAAACUGCCACUCAAAAUAGAAGUGCAAUACCUGACAUUUAAUCAUUUGGCAGUGUUUUAGGCAUAGGCGAAUUACUGCACUGUUAUUUGAACUGAAGCAUCUCAUAUGUGUAACAGAUUUUGUAUGAUACAAAACUUUACAGCAAGCUAUUUGAAUGUUUAUUAAAAAAUUCUCAAAAUGACAUGGAAACAUGUUUACUGUAUAAAUAAAAGCACUUAGAUGUUAA
This is a messenger RNA of Canis lupus familiaris (dog), 12751 nucleotides long. It is a transcript of the gene KCNH7, whose product is annotated as potassium voltage-gated channel subfamily H member 7. NCBI's taxonomy places the organism in Eukaryota, Metazoa, Chordata, Mammalia, Carnivora, Canidae. Gene Ontology annotation, molecular function: inward rectifier potassium channel activity. The transcript has 16 exons. Gene Ontology annotation, biological process: potassium ion transmembrane transport; membrane repolarization during action potential. Gene Ontology annotation, cellular component: membrane. Bases 149 to 3754 code for a protein of 1201 amino acids. The record is from RefSeq and is a predicted model, not a curated record.